AUGCCGUCAACCAGUCUCUGCCAAGACGAGACAUGUCCUCCAUACAGUCUCAUGGACGAUUACAGCGAAGGAGCCCACCCACAAAUUCUUGAGGCUCUUCUCCUCACAAAUUCUACCCAGCAAGUCUCUUACGGGAACGAUGAAUAUUCAGAUGCGGCGAGGCGAAUGAUUCGGGAGCGAAUCGACUGUGGCGAAGAUGAGGCAGAUAUUUUUUUCGUGCCCAGCGGAACAUCAGCGAAUCUGAUUUCAAUCGCUAGCUGUUUACGACCGUAUGAGGCUGUCAUUACCUUGGACUCGGGCCAUAUUGCCUGCAAGGAAGCUGGUGCAAUUGAAGCCACCGGUCACAAGCUUAUCCUCGUCCCGGCCGUUGACGGCAAAAUGACGACGACAAAUUUGCAAAAGGCUUUGCAACAGAAUCAAUUCUUCCCUCACAUGGCUAAGCCUCGACUGCUUUAUAUUUCCAAUGCUUCGGAGACCGGUACGGUUUACACUAAGCGCGAGUUAAGCAGUCUAUCUGCUUUGUGCAAAAAGAUGAACCUCCUACUUCUGGUGGACGGUGCUCGGAUCGGAACAGCCAUGUGCUCAAAGAAAAACGACAUGACUCUACGAGAUAUCUUCGAGUUCGCCGAUAUUUUCUGGAUCGGUGGUACCAAAGCUGGUGCUCUCAUGGGAGAGGCGAUUGUCGUCAAGAAGGCCAUCGCCGAGGGAUUUGUGUUCCACCUCAAACAGCACGGUGCACUCUUAGCGAAGGGACGGAUUAUGGGUAAGAUCUCCGCCAAUUUUGAAGAGCUAGGAUACCAGCUGGCGGCGGAAACAGAGACAAAUCAGGUCUUCAUAACCAUGCCGCAGCAGUUGGCUCAGAGGCUCCAGGAUAGAUUCCGAUUCUACAUCUGGGAUCAGUUAGAUGAUGGACAAGUUGUCGUGAGAAUCGUGACAUCUUGGGCUACGGACGAGUUGCAGGUCGACAAGUUCAAUGCCCGAGCCAAAGUGAAAUGUGUUCAUGAUGGCAGCCCUCCUUGUGGGCGCUGCCAACGACUCAAGGCCCAGGGAUGCGCCCUGACAGAUCCCCGCGUUUCAAGGCCAGACAAGCCAAAAGGGAACGCGAAAUCCCUGGCUUCGCGGAAGCGAAAGGCUACCUCCGACCUGUCUCCAACGCUUGAGGGCGAUCACAGCAUCAGCAGGAUGACCCCUGGUAAUCUCGUUGACAGCCAAGAGAAUCCGAUCUCAGCCUUAUCGCAAGCCACUGUGAUCAGUGCCGUCGAAACAUAUCGAAAGAAAUUCCCGGUCGCGAAUUUCCUGCACUACCCAUCAUUAAUUUCCGACAUUUCCUCCAAUUUCGAAUCCAUAGAGCCGAUAUUCAUUGCCUCCCUUUUAUCUCUGUGCAGGCGUUUUAUGGCUGGGGAUGCGCUUGGGGAUGAAGAGAUCUACGCUGAUUAUGCCCGGAGAAAUCUUGCGCACCGUGUCCUCGAGGCUCCUUCAUUAUAUCUCGCUCAAUCACUAGUAAUAAUUUCGUUUUAUGAAUGGGGGACUGGGCGCCCAUACCAGGCUUGGAUGUACAGCGGCAUGGCCACCUACAUGAUUCAAUCACUUCUUAAAAUGGCCGACGACAGCAUGGAGCAUAAUCCCCAAGAUUUCCAUGCUUCCCAAACCCAAUACGAACAGCUCGUCCGCACUUACUGGGUUUGUUUUGCGCAAGAUUGCGAACUGAGCUCCGGAGCUCGGCAGCAUUUUGCUCUAUCAUUUUCUCACAUCUCAGUCCCGCUUCCGAUCAGCGACCGAGAUUUCACCUUCAACCAGGUACCAGAAAGGAGGCUGAUGCCGGCCGAUAUGAACAAGCAAUGCAGUCUUGCAAGAAACCUAACAAUUGAGCACGGUCUGACGAUCGUUACUCGUGGCUUCGACAUAUUUGUGCGGAUCUUGAGAUUUGCGAAUGAACAUCGCCGUGCCCUUGCUUCUCUAACUUCAGACGAUUCCGAAGCUUCGCCACUUCAUCGGGAUUGGCAACGACUCAAAGAAGAGCUGGACGAAUGGAGGUCACUCCAGGAUAGGACAGUCCGUUACCCAGACACAGCCACCCAAGCACAUGUUUCCCUCGGGUACGGGGAGCUGUUUGCCUACAUAAACCUACUCUACUUCAUGAGUAUUUUAUUUUUGCACCGCGAUCGCUUUCUCUCAAAUCUCAAACCGCACUCUGACGUUUUUCACGACAUGAACCACGAUGACCAAUAUGAGCCUUACACGAUCAAGCAAUUAUUUGAAGCUGCGCAGAACAUUGGAGGGGUACUAUCGGCACUUGAGAAUUCAGAAGCGGCAGUUAUGACCCCCUACUCCGGGUUCAGCGUAUUUGUCGCGGUGCACAUCAAUAUGUACGGUACUAUCGCUCCGGCACGCUAUCCUGGAGGAGUCGAGCGAGCAGAGGAAGAGAAAGGUCAGAAUCUCGCCUAUCUCGAGCGACUCAGUAAACUAUGGCCAGUCGGUCGGAGCUGGUGGCGAACUGUACAAGAAGCAAACCGGUUUUACGAAACAGUGAAGAACUCUCAGACACACCCCGAGUCCGGCAUGCAUAGCCCUAGGAGGUUUGCUUUAGCAGGAACACUUGAUGAAUAUGGUGACAUUCGUGCUCGUCCAAGGGCAAUGAGUACCGAGCCUGGAAGCACCCAAAGCUCACAUAAUAUACACCGGGCAGCAUCGUCGCCCAGUUUUGAAGGCGAUAACUCGCUUUUUAACAGAGAUGGCACUGUAUUAGCAGGGCAUCCUGAUUUCGAGACGGACAUGUUCCAAUGGCCCUUCAUUGAUGCAUCAUGGGCCGCAGGGUUUGACGCUGGCCUCGAUGGUCUGUGGCACAACUCGGGUCUAUUCGAUCCGAAUCCUUCCUUGCGAUAA
Messenger RNA from Penicillium waksmanii, 2883 nucleotides. RefSeq lists its product as uncharacterized. The transcript has 6 exons. Bases 1 to 2883 code for a protein of 960 amino acids. Lineage: Eukaryota; Fungi; Ascomycota; Eurotiomycetes; Eurotiales; Aspergillaceae. Gene Ontology annotation, biological process: DNA-templated transcription; amino acid metabolic process. Gene Ontology annotation, cellular component: nucleus. Gene Ontology annotation, molecular function: zinc ion binding; DNA binding; lyase activity. The record is from RefSeq and is a predicted model, not a curated record.